GGCCAGUUGAGCGCCUGGGUUCACAGCGUCAUUGAUUCGGCGAGUGCCUGGAGAUCUCUCUGGCUCGGGGGUAUUCCACCUCCGUAUCUCGCCGUCUGCCCACAGGUGCUAGAAUACAAUCGUACAAUUGCAUGAUAAUAGGUGUUUGACCGAGCCAGACACCAACGCUCACUCCUCAGCCGCUAGAGCAGCGUGCCUCGCCAAGCCCCAAACCGUGCGUUAGUUACUCUACUCUACUCUACUCUAGAGGGAAAGAUGGAAUUCGUUGCUUGCAGUGUCACCUACCGUCACCUACCAUCACCACACGACACCACACGUCGCAAUGACCAGUCUCAAGCGCUCGCUGACCGAAAGCCGAACGGACAGCGGCUUCGCCUCGAAGGUGUUCCUGCGCUCGUCGAAGGGGAAGUGCGUCAAGGUCGUGCGCGAGCUGUACCUGCGACAGGAUAUCCCGUGCUCGUCAGAUCUCUGCGUGCCGUGCAAUAUCGCGGCUCCUCCGGACUCGAAUGGAAAAGUCAAACCGUUCGUGCUCUCAGCGACGCCCGCGGGCACUUCGGCGUUCAAGGACGGCCACUACCUGGUCCCGGACACCAACAUCUUCCUGUACUGCAUGGACGUGAUCGAGCACAAGUCCGCGUUCUACGACGUGGUGGUUUUGCAGACGGUGCUGGAGGAGCUGCGGAACCGGUCGCUGCCGUUGUACAACCGUCUGCGCGCGCUCGCCGCCUCGCAGGAUAAGCGCUUCUAUGUCUUCCACAACGAAUUCCGGAAGGAGACGUAUGUGCGCCGGCUGCCGGCCGAGACGAUCAAUGACCGGAACGAUAGAGCGGUGCGUGUGGCUUGCGCUUGGUAUAAGAGCCAUCUCGAAGAGGCCGUGGCCGGGACGAAGAGUCGUUGUCCCGAGGUGGUGAUGUUGAGUGAUGAUAAGGACAAUCUACGGAAGGCCAAGGCGGAGGGGGUUUCGUGCUGCAAUAUCAAGGAGUAUGUCAAGGGACUGGAGAACGCCGAUGAGCUGUUUGAUAUGAUCAGUGCGGCGUUGGAGGAUCAGGAUGCUAAGGCGGCGCGUGGUGAUAUGAUCUAUCCCGAGUACUACUCCAUGUCGAAGAUGAAUACUGGUGUGAAAGCGGGGACGCUGCACCAGGGAAUCUUCAACGUCAGUACCUACAACUUCUUGGAGGGGUCGAUCCAUGUUCCAUUACUCGACCGGCCUCUGAUCAUUCUCGGUCGUGAGAACAUCAACCGUGCCGUAUCAGGCGAUCUGGUGGUUGUUGAGCUUCUUCCGCAGGAUCAAUGGAAGCAACCUUCCAGCAAAAUCCUUGAGGAGGAAUCCCUAAACAAGAACGACAAUCCCGAAACAGACCAACCGGAAGCGGUUGAGACGGAGCAAGAGCGAAGGGCAUUGAUCGAAGAGGCGAAGCGAUCCCAAGGCAACAGUGCUGAGGGAAAGCCGCAGCCCACGGCGAAAGUUGUCGGCGUUGUCAAGCGGAACUGGCGGUACUACGUGGGCCAUGUUGAUCCCUCGUCUGCCUCGAAAAACAAAGGGAGGGGCCAGCAGACUGUAUUCCUGCUUCCCAUGGACAAGCGGAUUCCCAAGAUUCGCAUUCGCACACGACAAGCCUCGGAGCUGCUCGGAAAACGGAUUGUGGUGGCCAUUGACUCUUGGGACAGGACUUCCAGAUACCCAGUGGGCCACUUUGUUAGAUCGCUAGGAGAACUGGAGACUAAAGAGGCCGAGACCGAGGCGUUGCUGUUGGAAUACGAUGUUCAGUAUCGGCCUUUCCCUAAGUCGGUCCUGGACUGCUUGCCCAGCGAAGGACACGAUUGGAAGGUACCAGAGAUGACCGACCCUAGGUGGAAGGGCAGAGUCGAUUAUAGAGAAAAGUUAAUCUGCAGUAUCGAUCCUCCGGGUUGUCAAGAUAUCGACGACGCACUCCAUGCUGCUCCUCUUCCUAAUGGCAACUUUGAGGUGGGCGUUCACAUCGCUGAUGUCACCCACUUCGUCAAGCCCAACACUCCAAUGGAUGACGAGGCUACUGCCCGAGGAACGACAGUAUACCUGGUGGACAAGCGUAUUGACAUGUUACCGAUGCUGCUUGGUACCGACCUCUGCUCCCUAAAGCCAUACGUCGAGCGGUUUGCCUUCUCCACCAUCUGGGAGAUGACGCCAGACGCGGAGAUCGUCUCGGUCAAGUUCGACAAGUCAGCCAUCAAGUCUCGCGAAGCUUUCAGCUACGAGCAGGCGCAGAUCCGCAUCGACGACGCCGGUGCGCAGGACGACCUGACGCAGGGAAUGCGCACGCUCCUGAUGCUCUCCAAGAAGCUGCGUGCCAACCGUAUGGCCAACGGUGCACUGAACCUCGCCAGUCCCGAAGUCCGUAUCGAAGCGGACUCGGAGACAUCGGACCCGAUAGAUGUCAAGACUAAGGAGCUGCUGGAAACUAACUCUCUGGUCGAGGAGUUCAUGUUACUCGCCAACAUCUCGGUAGCCGGCAAGAUCUACGAAGCCUUCCCCCAGACAGCCAUGCUGCGUCGCCACGGCGCACCACCAGCCACCAACUUCGAAGAGCUCCAGAAGCAGCUCAAGGUCCGCAAGAACCUGCCGUUGAGAGUUGACUCGAGCAAAGCCCUCGCCGACUCCCUCGACGAGUGCGUCGACCCCAACGACCCCUUCUUCAACACCCUCGUACGCAUCCUCGCCACGCGCUGCAUGCUCUCCGCCGAGUACUUCUGCUCCGGCACGCAAGCCUAUCCCGAGUUCCGCCACUACGGCCUCGCCUCGGAGAUCUACACGCAUUUCACGUCGCCGAUCCGCCGGUACGCCGAUGUCGUCGCGCAUCGCCAGCUCGCCGCCGCGAUCGAAUACGAGCGCCUCGACCAGUCGCUGCAUUCCAAGGCCAAGCUCGAGGCCGUCUGCAAGAACAUCAACGUGCGCCACCGCAACGCGCAGUUUGCCGGCCGUGCCAGCGUCGAGUACUAUGUUGGCCAGGCGCUCAAGGGCCGCGUCGCGCAGGAGGACGGGUUCGUCAUGCGCAUCUUCAGCAACGGGUUCGUCGUGUUCGUGCCCAGGUUCGGAAUCGAGGGCGUCAUCAAGAUCAAGGAGAUGUCGGAGGCGGGAGUUGCGUACGAGCCGAAGACGGAGUUCGAUGGCGAGAACUAUACGCUCAAGGUUGAGACGGGGAAGAGGGAGGUGCUGCUGGAGUUAUUCGCCAAGGUCAAAGUUACGGUUACCGAUGCGAAGGAGGAGAGUACUGGGAAGAGGAAGAUUCAGUUGAAGCUGGUGAUUUGAAGGCAUGUGACUGUAGACAGUAUUU
Molecule: messenger RNA, 3311 nt
Organism: Tricharina praecox
Lineage: Eukaryota; Fungi; Ascomycota; Pezizomycetes; Pezizales; Pyronemataceae
Exons: 2
Coding region: 323-3286 (987 amino acids)
Biological process (GO): rRNA catabolic process
Cellular component (GO): cytoplasmic exosome (RNase complex); nuclear exosome (RNase complex)
Molecular function (GO): endonuclease activity; 3'-5'-RNA exonuclease activity; RNA binding
Source: RefSeq, a predicted model, not a curated record